AUGAUUAAUUAACAUCCACUUUAUUUAGAAUAAUAACAAUGGUUAGCUUAAUUUUAAAAAGGAAAACAAGAACCAGAAGUAUAAUAAGAUCUAUUACAUGAAUUACUUUCAAUGGGUUUUGAUGAUUAAAAAAGGAUUCUUAAAUAAAUUAAGAAGCAUAAAUCAGACAAAGCUAAAAUAGUAGAAACAUUAUUAUAGAAGUAAAUAAAAAAGAAGAAGUCUGAUGAGAUUGAUAUUGUUUAAAUUGUAAAAGAUACCUAAAUUUUGUAUGUGGAUUGUAAUAAUGUAAAAUAUGCUAACAGAAAUUGGAAUGAAUUUCAUGGAAAACAAAAAGAAUAAAUAGUAAAAAUGUUGGAGAUAAUUGUACGUUGGCUUUAAAAUGAUAAUUCAUAAUUAUAUGAAGUUCAUUUGAUUUGGGAUGUUUAUAAAAUUAAGAAUAUACAAAAAUUGUAAAAUGAAAUAAACUAAUUGGAUUAAUUUAAGAAUCUUAUAAAUUUAAGUUAAGAGGGAAAGAAAAUUUAAUUUUAGAUAGAAUUUAAUAAUAAAAAGAUAUUAUUUACAAUCCAAUCCUCUCAUCCAAUAAUUGCAGAUGAUUUGAUUGUGAAUUUAUGUUCUUAAAAUGUAUAAAAAUCAAAGGAAACUACAGUUGUAACUAGUGAUAGAGGAUUGAGAGAUAGAUUAAAAGAGUAUGGAAUUUAAACGUUUAUUGGAUGUGGAAAAUGGUGGAAAUUAUAAUUCAAUGAUAAUUAAUAAUAAAUAGAAUGA
This is a messenger RNA of Paramecium pentaurelia, 765 nucleotides long. The record is from the annotation of a GenBank genome assembly. NCBI's taxonomy places the organism in Eukaryota, Ciliophora, Oligohymenophorea, Peniculida, Parameciidae.